Larimichthys crocea (large yellow croaker) is the source of this 849-nucleotide messenger RNA. RefSeq names its product mitochondrial translation release factor in rescue (gene mtrfr). NCBI's taxonomy places the organism in Eukaryota, Metazoa, Chordata, Actinopteri, Sciaenidae. The record is from RefSeq and is a predicted model, not a curated record. Gene Ontology annotation, cellular component: mitochondrion. The transcript has 2 exons. Gene Ontology annotation, biological process: translational termination. The coding region runs from base 200 to 688 and encodes 162 amino acids. Gene Ontology annotation, molecular function: translation release factor activity.
AUUGGUUGACUGGUGACGGAAGCGUAGAAGAAGACAAGCCUGAACGUAAACAUGAACCUAGCAGCAUGACCGUGAACUAGACAAUAACACGAUGUAAACAUGAUUCCGUCAGGCUUUUGAUGAGUGAAUUAAUAUUCCUCUGUUAGCUGCCGCCUGUAACUUUGUAGUUUUAUUCACCGCGUUUGCAGAAACCGGCUAAAUGUCCCGACUUGUCCCGUUUAUCUGCUGCAUGUAUGGCCGGGUCACAUGGAGAGGUCUCCCGCUGCUCACACCGCUCCCACCCGGGCUGCCACGCGUUUUGGCAGUCGGUAAAAAAGACCUGGUUGACUUCCCUGUCCUGAACGAGGACGAGCUGGAGGAGCAGUUUGUGAGAGGAUCUGGACCGGGAGGACAAGCCACCAACAAAACCAGCAACUGUGUGGUGCUCAAGCACAUCCCCACUGGGAUUGUUGUGAAGUGCCAUCAGACCAGAUCUGUGGAUAUAAAUCGAAAGCGUGCUCGAGACAUCAUGAGAGAGAAACUCGAUGUUGUAUAUAAAGGAGAACUCAGCGAAGUUGUUCUAAAGAAGAAAGAGGCUGAGCUGAGGAAACACGAGAAGAGAAAGAAGGCAAAUGAUAAUCUGGAGAGAAAAAGACAGUUUAAAGAGGCGCUGGCUGCAGACUCUAAACCUGGAAGUGACACUGUUUAAACUGUGUGUGUGUGUGGUAUAAACAAAUGAAGAUGUGAAUACAGGAAUGGUCCUGUAUUUAAUGCCUGGAACGAGUCAUAUAGCAUCUUGUGUAAAAUGUGUAAAAUCACAUAAUACAAGACAGAAGAGGUUUUGAAAAAAAUAAAAUAUAGUCUGAAAUA